Cololabis saira (Pacific saury) is the source of this 2495-nucleotide messenger RNA. Its product is annotated as cystathionine beta-synthase-like. Gene Ontology annotation, cellular component: cytoplasm. Bases 116 to 1882 code for a protein of 588 amino acids. The transcript is spliced from 15 exons. Gene Ontology annotation, molecular function: cysteine synthase activity; cystathionine beta-synthase activity. The record is from RefSeq and is a predicted model, not a curated record. NCBI's taxonomy places the organism in Eukaryota, Metazoa, Chordata, Actinopteri, Beloniformes, Belonidae.
CACGUGGGCUGCGUGAGGAGAAAACCUGCGCUGUAGUGGCUCGCAGUUUAGUCCGCACGGAGGAUACGGGAGGCUGGUAAACGCUUCACACACAUCUAAACACCCAGAGUAAACAAUGCCAUCGGUUCCCUCGACUAAAGAGGCUCCCGUCAAGGGCAGCGUCUGCCCGCACGCCGCCAAGCUGCACCUCACCAACGGAGACCUGAAGCUGCACGAGGCCUCGUUCCCGGUGAACGGCGUGGAGAAGCGCGCCGCGGUGGAGGAGCCGCAGGAGUCCAGCCGGACCGUUCAGAUUAAGACAAAGGAACCCGGUCCUGACAGGAAAUGGAUCCGGCCCGACCUCCCCAGCCGCUGCACAUGGAGCCUGGGAGCCUCCAAAGCCGACUCCCCUCACAAGCAGGUUCCAAGAACACCUACUCCUACCAUCCUCCCAAACAUCCUGCACAGGAUCGGUGACACACCUCUGGUGCGCAUCAACAAGAUUCCCAAGCUGUUUGGACUCAAAUGUGAAAUAUUGGCCAAGUGCGAGUUUUUCAACGCUGGCGGCAGCGUCAAGGACAGGAUCAGCCUGCGGAUGGUGGAGGACGCCGAGAGAGCCGGGCUGCUGCAUCCAGGAGACACUAUCAUAGAGCCCACCUCUGGAAAUACCGGCAUCGGACUGGCUCUGGCUGCAGCUGUGAAGGGCUACCGUUGCAUCAUCGUCAUGCCUGAGAAGAUGAGCAUGGAGAAGGUGGAUGUCCUGAGAGCUCUCGGAGCAGAGAUCGUCCGUACGCCCACCAGCGCUCGUUUCGACUCACCAGAGUCUCACGUGGGAGUGGCCUGGCGCCUGAAGAACGAGAUCCCCAACUCCCACAUCCUGGAUCAGUACCGCAACCCCAGCAACCCGCUGGCCCACUACGACACCACGGCGGAGGAGAUCCUGGAGCAGUGCGGCGGUAAAGUGGACAUGCUGGUGGCUGGCGCCGGCACCGGGGGGACAAUCACAGGGAUUGCUCGCAAACUGAAGGAAAAAUGCCCAAACAUCAAAAUCGUUGGUGUUGACCCAGAAGGCUCCAUCCUGGCUGAGCCUGACGAUCUGAACAAGACUGAUAAGACCCAGUAUGAGGUGGAGGGAAUUGGAUACGACUUUGUCCCGACUGUCCUCGACAGAUCCGUUGUGGAUACCUGGUACAAGUCCAACGAUGAGGAGUCCUUCAACAUGUCUCGUAUGCUCAUUAGAGACGAAGGCCUGCUGUGCGGAGGCAGCUCUGGGACCGCCAUGGCAGCAGCUGUAAAAGUGGCCAAGGAGCUGAAGGAGGGCCAGCGCUGUGUGGUCAUCCUGCCCGACUCCAUCCGCAACUACAUGUCUAAGUUCCUGAAUGACAAGUGGAUGGUGGAGAGAGGCUUCCUGAGAGAGGAAGACCUGAUGGAGAAGAAGCCUUGGUGGUGGAACUGGAAGCUGCAGUGCUUGAACCUGUCAGCCCCUCUUACCGUCCUGCCAAGUGUCACCUGCCAGAAGACCAUCAAAAUCCUCAAGGAGAAGCGAUUCGACCAGGUGCCGGUCGUGGAUGAGGCUGGGUUGAUCCUGGGAAUGGUUACUUUAGGGAACAUGUUGUCAUCAAUUCUCGCUGGAAAGAUCCAGCUGUCUGACCCCGUCAGCAAAGUGCUCUACAAGCAGUUCAAACAGAUCCGUCUGACUGAUAACUUGGGAAAGUUAUCCCGCAUCCUUGAGACUGACCACUUUGCCCUGGUGGUGCACGAACAGAUCCAGUACCUGACGGACGGCUCCCCCGUCAUGAAGCAGAUGGUGUUCGGCGUGGUGACGGCCGUCGACCUGCUCAACUUCGUCACGGGCCGGGAAAGGAGAGAGCGCUCCAUGUCAGAGUCCACAGACGAGCUGUGAUCGGCUAAAACGAUAGCACGCUGGAACAUUUCUAUACAUAAGUAUCACAAAUCCUGACGAGUUUAAUAGAUAUGUCUCAGAGAUGUAAGAGGAAGAAACAUGUUGCUGUUUGAAGUUUGGGUUGGGGUGGGCUCUCAUUUGCAUUUACUGUUUUGUUUCAAAACUCAAGUCUUACCAUUGAUUGGGCAGAACGCAUCAUGCUACGCUCAGCUUGUUGUAGGGUUGGAUCAAUUGUAAGUUUGUAAUUUAUGAACAGUUUUUGUUUACUUCCAGGCUCACGUUAAAGGUCUUUAUGUUGCUCUACUAUCAUAAAAAUACAUGAUUGUAUCGCUGUUGCCUUGUUUGUCAAACAUAAGGAACUAAACACACUGAAAAGUACAUUAAUCUUUCUGAUCAUAAGAGCUUGGAAGGCUGUGUAUAUAAGCUUAUGUUAGUCUUGUUCAAUGCUUUUUUUUUUUUUUCUUUGAUCACAAUUAUUUCCUACUUCUGUGCACAACACCAUGUUACUGUAAAGAAGUCUUGAAUUUUAAUUUUAGCUAUGUCUAGAGGAAAACAUUUUGUAUUGCAGUUUUUUUUUUUCUUUAGUGAAUGCGUAUAAAUAAAUGAAAUUUAA